AUGUUCGUCUCUGCGGAAGAACUCAGAGCCAAGUCCUACGAGGAACUUCAGGAGGAACUUGUUACCUUAGAAAGGGCCUACAUGGCUAUGCGCCAACAGGAACAUUCAAAAACAGCCGAAAGAGAGGAAAUUAGAGAAGCAAAGAAGAAUGUUGCAAGAUGCAAGGCUGUGAUGAGAGAGAAGAAGCUUAGAGAGCUUGUAGAUCAAUACAAAGGGCAGACAAAUCUGCCAAAGCAGCUAAAGCCAAAGCUUACCAAAGCAUUGAGGAUGCGGCUUACACCAGCUCAGAAGAAUAGGAAGACAAGAAGCCAGAAGAUUCAUGCCAGGAAGUAUCCCCAAAGGAUAUUUUCAUUUAACAAUUAA
Molecule: messenger RNA, 363 nt
Organism: Vittaforma corneae ATCC 50505
Lineage: Eukaryota; Fungi; Microsporidia; Nosematidae
Product: ribosomal protein L29
Exons: 1
Coding region: 1-363 (120 amino acids)
Biological process (GO): translation; maturation of LSU-rRNA from tricistronic rRNA transcript (SSU-rRNA, 5.8S rRNA, LSU-rRNA)
Cellular component (GO): ribosome; cytosolic large ribosomal subunit
Molecular function (GO): structural constituent of ribosome; mRNA binding
Source: RefSeq, a predicted model, not a curated record